UAGCGGCUGAGAGGAGAGGCCGGUGGCUGCAGUGGCCGGCGGCAGCUCCGGCGGGCGGCCAUGGCGGAGGCCGGCGGCGACGACACCCGCUGCGUGCGGCUGAACGCCGAGCGGGCCCAAGCGCUGUUGGCCGACGUGGACACGCUGCUGUUCGACUGUGACGGCGUGCUGUGGCGCGGUGAAACAGCGGUGCCCGGCGCGCCUGAGGCUGUGAGGGCGCUGAGGGCCCGGGGCAAGCGUCUGGGCUUCAUUACCAACAACAGCAGCAAGACGCGCGCUGCCUACGCCGAGAAGCUACGGCGUCUGGGCUUCGGUGGCCCCGCGGGGCCCGGGGCAGGCCCGGAGGUCUUCGGCACGGCCUACUGCGCCGCACUCUACCUGCGCCAGCGGCUGGCCGGCGCGUCGGCCCCCAAAGCCUAUGUGCUAGGCAGCCCGGCCCUGGCCGCAGAGCUGCAGGCCGUGGGUGUUGCCAGCGUGGGCGUGGGGCCUGAGCCGCUGCGGGGUGACGCCGCUGCCGACUGGCUGGCCGCGCCGCUCGACCCCGAGGUGCGUGCAGUGGUGGUGGGCUUCGACCCGCACUUCAGCUACAUGAAGCUCACCCAGGCCGUGCGCUACCUACAGCAGCCCGGCUGCCUGCUCGUGGGCACCAACAUGGAUAACCGGCUCCCGCUGGAGAACGGCCGCUUCCUCGCGGGUACCGGCUGUCUGGUGCGCGCGGUGGAGAUGGCCGCCCAGCGCCAGGCCGACAUCAUCGGGAAGCCCAGCCGCUUCAUCUUCGACUGCGUGUCCCAGGAAUAUGGCAUCAACCCAGAGCGCACUGUCAUGGUCGGGGACCGCCUGGACACCGACAUCCUCCUUGGCGUCACCUGCGGCCUGAAGACCAUCCUAACUCUCACGGGAGUCUCCACAUUGGGGGACGUGAAGAGUAAUCAGGAAAGUGACUGCAUGUCUAAGAAGAAAAUGGUCCCCGACUUCUAUGUUGACAGCAUAGCCGAUCUCUUGCCUGCCCUUCAAGGUUAAAGAUUUAGUGUCUUUAAUCUCCAGAAUAAAAAGUAAUUGAAAACGUUAGCCAAAUUAAUAGGUGGGGCUUAGGCAUUGGCUCAGUGAGGUAGCUGGAGAGUGUAAUUGGAGUUAAAGCAGAGGCAGUAGUUGUUAGCCUUGUAAGUAAAUGUUUUGGGGACGAUGCUGUUUACAGAUGCUUAUAUUUUAAUUUAAGAUGCACUUUUUAAGCUUAGAGGGCAUCGUAGGGGUGGGUCCUGGGCUUUGGAUGUGUUGGCUAGAGCAGGCUUGGCACCUGUUCAGGAUUCAGGUAACCUCAGGCCUUGCUGAGACUGAGGCAGGUCUAAAUACAUGUGUCAUGUAUUUAAAAGUUUUGUUCAGGGAUCAACCCCCCUUGGGCAGAAAGAAGGGCCUGAUUAUUGUGACUGUUAUGAGACCCUUGUGCAGAAAGAAGGAGAACACCCUACCCCACCCCCCACCCCCAUAGUAAUGGAGCAGAGCUGACUGCUGCUGUGUCCCAGCUCCUCAUCUGCAGGGUGAGAGGCGGCCACUCCCAAGUGGUGUCACCCUGUCCUUGGGUGUAGGGUGCUGCCCUUGCCAUCCCUCCGAUUUCCUUUGAAAACCACUUUGAUGUCACAAUUGUCUGUUCGUUUCAGAUGCCCAGGGGUGCAGCUUCUCAUACACAGCUGCCCUGUUCUAUAAACUGAGCCCAGCUAGACUUUGGCUGUCUCAAGUGUACAUUUAAAUCCAGGUGACUCAGGCGGGUGUGGACACCUUCACUGAAUUCUGGGCUGCUGUGCAGGGAGCUCAGAGCAGUGUCAGUACCAAAAAAAAAAUGUAACUUGUGAACAACUUUGUCAAGUGAUGGAACUGAAUCUUAAGUAUGUGGAUUAAUAGCUGUGCUCUGUCUCAUAGGAAAAAUCACUCUGAAGAAGUCUCCAUGCCCCAUAGCCAGCAACAUGGCUAAAGGCAUGUGUUGGCCAAGGACUGCCUGUCACCCUGGGUGCCCUCUGGGUGGGGGAGGAAAGAGGUGUCCCAGAUAACAGGAAGUUGUUUUACAAAGUAUUCAGUCUCUCCCUGCCUGCCUGUACCCUGGAUCAUGGUUGGCGUUUGAUGUCAGUGGGGGUUAGAUGUGAGGCCACCUAUCUUGGCCUGUAUUCCUUGGAUGGUAGCUAGUGGGAGGACUGGCAGGCCCACCAGCCAACCAGAGUUUCUCUGCAAGGGCUCUGGGCUUUUUUGCCUUUUCCUAGGGCUGCUGAAAUUUAGCUUGCUGAGCAACUUGGCAUCACUCACAGGGCAGACCCUGGGAGGCUGUUCCUUUUGGCUGACUCCUUCCUGGUGCCUCACCCUGUAUCCAGUGGCUUCUGCUAGCCCUGUGAUCACAGUGCUUUCACCUGUUCACUGAGUUCUCAGCAAUAAAGGGUAUCUUAUGCCUGAAGUUGCUCCCAGCUGGGUUGGCUGGAAUUAAGAUGGUGCCACAUGGCAACAGGAGGGCACCCAUGCCUGUGAGGUUGGUGGUGCUGACGUUGGCUCUGCGAGGUCAGCUCAAGGUGGGUCUGGAUAUUGAGCAGGCCUGUCAGGGCGUUGUCACCCACACCAGGAGCACACAGGUGCAGCAGCCAGCAAUGCCUCCCUCUUCAGCCAGCUUGAGAGCCUGUGUGAACCCCAUUUCUGAUCCCUUGCACUGUUUGACCUCACCUGCACAUUAAACUCUCAAACCUGCA
Messenger RNA from Heterocephalus glaber (naked mole-rat), 2723 nucleotides. RefSeq names its product phosphoglycolate phosphatase (gene Pgp). Lineage: Eukaryota; Metazoa; Chordata; Mammalia; Rodentia; Bathyergidae. Gene Ontology annotation, molecular function: sn-glycerol 3-phosphatase activity. Gene Ontology annotation, cellular component: cytoplasm. The record is from RefSeq and is a predicted model, not a curated record.